Prorocentrum cordatum is the source of this 545-nucleotide messenger RNA. The record is from the annotation of a GenBank genome assembly. NCBI's taxonomy places the organism in Eukaryota, Dinophyceae, Prorocentrales, Prorocentraceae.
GACAGAGCUGGACACAGGCCAUCAGUUGUGGAGUGAAGCAAUACUUCAAGCGGCGCAGCGGGCUGAGCGACACGGCAAGCGAGCCUGGCAGAAAGCGAAGCAGAGCAUCCACCGUUGGGCAAGGAAGGCCAUGGACGUCAACAUGAAGGAGGCUCAUGGAUAUCUCAAGCGGCCCGAAUCCCUCUCGCUCCCUGAGCUGUGCAUCGACCCCGACAGCAGUGGAGUUAUCGCCAACUUGCAAAGUGCGGUGGAGACGAGAGCCAGACAAUGGAAAGCAAGAUGGACCAAGCACGACGGGUACAACGAGACCAAGGCACAGAUGCAGAAGCUGCGCUCACGGGCAGCUCUCUACAGCAUGGCCAUGGACGAAAGCAGUGCCUGGGAUGGAACGCAAGCGUGGGGCUCAAUCUAUUUGGACAUCAAAAAGUUCUACGAUUCGAUCAGCAUCCCGAUCUUGUUUGAUCGCGCUUUGACGCUUGAUUUUCCCCCCGUGGAGCUCUACCUCAAUUGUCUGGUAUACCUCGCUCCGCGAGCGAUCAGAGCAG